UGGCAAAUGCGCCCACGCAGUUGUUGGAAAGUCUGAAUACAUAGGAAUAGUAGCGAUGAACUACGGUGGAGACGGUAAAGUAUUCCUUCGCUUGGCUGGCGAACUUAUUACCGAUAUGUCGCAAGCGACACUUCUCGAAGAUGAGUCACGUGAUUUUGCCCGGAGCAGCAUUUCUCGCCUUGACUUUAAUCUUGAUUCUAAUCUUGUGUCUAAAGUGAACGAGACAAAAAAGAAGUUUGUCUUGCUCAGGAGUGACAUGCCAUUUCAACAAGUGAUCUGUGACGACUUUGACUAUGCUCUCAUUAAAAAGAGGAAACUGAGUCCGGACUUUAUUGUAAAACUAACAGCUCAGCUUGCUUUUUAUACAAUGCACAUGCGCUUUCCAGUUGCUAUUGAUGUUGCAAGUACUGCAUUCUACAAAGACGGUCAGUCUGCAGAGUCACUGAUAGUCACUCAAGAGUCUGCCGCUUUCGUCAACGCUGCAGUGGCUAAUGAAAGGGUCAGUGACAAAGGGCGUUUGUUUGACUUGCUGACUGCGGCCUCUCGUACUAACCAAAUGAGGAUAUUUGAUACUAUGCAAGGAAAAUCGUUUUAUUACCAUUUUCUAACUCUGGAGUAUCUAGCUGAAGAGCUUGGCGAGAAAAUACCAUUGUUUGAAAGCAAAUUGUACUGGAAGACAAAAAGGAUAGACUUUUCUAUCUACCCAAUGUAUUCAGACGUUGAAUUUGCCAUUUUGCCAUAUACUAAUGUUGAAGACGGUUCGUCGUGGGAGGUCUCUUAUGAGAUCGGUCCAAAUUCUGGCAAGCUCAACGUUAUAUGUUGCUCUGUUGACGCUGGUGAGUAUCUCUCGCACAUCAAAUCGAGUCUGAGUACGAUUAUGGAUGUCGUGAAGAAUGGAGCGCAGUAA
Corticium candelabrum is the source of this 907-nucleotide messenger RNA. Its product is annotated as peroxisomal carnitine O-octanoyltransferase-like. The transcript has 3 exons. The coding region runs from base 56 to 907 and encodes 283 amino acids. Lineage: Eukaryota; Metazoa; Porifera; Homoscleromorpha; Homosclerophorida; Plakinidae. Gene Ontology annotation, molecular function: carnitine O-palmitoyltransferase activity. Gene Ontology annotation, cellular component: mitochondrion. Gene Ontology annotation, biological process: fatty acid beta-oxidation. The record is from RefSeq and is a predicted model, not a curated record.